Seminavis robusta is the source of this 552-nucleotide messenger RNA. The record is from the annotation of a GenBank genome assembly. NCBI's taxonomy places the organism in Eukaryota, Bacillariophyta, Bacillariophyceae, Naviculales, Naviculaceae.
AUGACGGCUCUACGAAGGAUUAACUGUGUGGAGUCGACAGCAGCGGUGCUACCGGGAUACAAGCUGCGCUUUAAUAUUCCUGGAAUUCCAGUAGUGGAACCAUCCUGGGCUUGUGUGGAAGAGUGUGCGAAAGCGGAUGACAUGGUCCAUGGUGUCUUGUACACGUUGACACCACAAGAUUUUGCUCGUGUCUCUCUAUCGGAGGGAGUUCCUUGGGGGUAUCAGUGGAGGGUUGUGGAUGUAGUGCCUUAUACGGGAGAUGGCGAAACUGCAGGACAAUCUGCAGUGGCUGCUUCCGACGCAGAUUCCUCUUCAAUCUUGCAAGCAUAUACAUUGAUAUCCAACAAUCCAUUUCUACCUCGUCGUGACAUUCCACCAAGCAAGGGGUAUCGAGACUUGAUCAUUCGUGGUGCCAGGGAGUUUCAAAUGGACGAUGAAUACAUCAAGAAGCUACUAGAUACUCCUGUUGGUUUCACAGUUGGCGAAGGUUUUGUUGCCAAGGAUGUAUUGGAAGCAGCAGAAGACCGAGCCAGAAGACAAAAUAAAAGAUGA